Lepus europaeus (European hare) is the source of this 1412-nucleotide messenger RNA. It is a transcript of the gene GJA3, whose product is annotated as gap junction protein alpha 3. The transcript is spliced from 2 exons. NCBI's taxonomy places the organism in Eukaryota, Metazoa, Chordata, Mammalia, Lagomorpha, Leporidae. Gene Ontology annotation, cellular component: connexin complex. The record is from RefSeq and is a predicted model, not a curated record. Gene Ontology annotation, biological process: cell communication. The coding region runs from base 87 to 1412 and encodes 441 amino acids.
CCUUUUCAGAGCGGCCUGGAGCCCUGCUCGGGGAGGAGCGCGCCCGGGUCGCCGCCGCGGCAGAGCGGGGUUAGGAAUCUGGAGCAAUGGGCGACUGGAGCUUUCUGGGGAGACUACUCGAGAACGCGCAGGAGCACUCUACGGUCAUCGGCAAGGUCUGGCUGACGGUGCUGUUCAUCUUCCGCAUCCUGGUGCUGGGCGCCGCGGCCGAGGAGGUGUGGGGUGAUGAGCAGUCCGACUUCACCUGCAACACCCAGCAGCCCGGUUGCGAGAACGUGUGCUACGACCGCGCCUUCCCCAUCUCGCACAUCCGCUUCUGGGCGCUGCAGAUUAUCUUCGUGUCCACGCCCACCCUCAUCUACCUGGGCCACGUGCUGCACAUCGUGCGCAUGGAAGAGAAGAAGAAAGAGAGGGAGGAGGAGCAGCUGAGAAGGGACAACCCGCACCACGGCGCCGCGGAGGUCUGCGUGCCCGCCGGCCACCAGGAGCCCCUGGGCUCGCCGGGCACGCAGGACAAGCCCGCUGCCCCGGUGCGGGACGACCGCGGCAAGGUGCGCAUCGCGGGCGCGCUGCUGCGGACCUACGUCUUCAACAUCAUCUUCAAGACGCUGUUCGAGGUGGGCUUCAUCGCCGGCCAGUACUUCCUGUACGGCUUUAAGCUGCAGCCGCUCUACCGCUGCGACCGCUGGCCCUGCCCCAACACCGUGGACUGCUUCAUCUCCCGGCCCACGGAGAAGACCAUCUUCAUCAUCUUCAUGCUGGCCGUGGCCUGCGCGUCCCUCGUGCUCAACAUGCUAGAGAUCUACCACCUGGGCUGGAAGAAGCUGAAGCAGGGCGUGACCAACCACCUGGGCCCGGACCCCUGCGAGGUCAGGCUGGGCGCCGACGAGCCCCCUCCACCGCUCGCGGAGCGCCCCGGGCCGCCCCCCGUCGCCAUCGGCUUCCCGCCCAGCUACGCGCACGCCGCCGCGCUCCCGCAAGGACCGGCGCGGGCCUCGCCGCCCGCCGCGGGCCUGAGCGCGGCGGCCGCGGCCGAGGAGCGCAGCAAGGGCCAGGCCCUGCCCACGCCCGAGCAGAACUGGGCCCCCACGCCAGCGGCCGAGGGGCAGCCGUCGUCCAGAAAGGCAUCGCCGGCCGCGUCCAGCGCCGCCGCCCCGAGCCCCGCGGGCAGCAGCGCCAGCAGCCAGCCGCCGCGUCCCGAGGCCGGGCCGGGGGGCUCGGCUCCCCUGCUGCUGGGGGACGCGAGCGGCAGCGGCUCGGAGGAGGUGCCCUUGGGGGCGACGCCGGACGAGGAGGAGCCGGCCGUGACCACCGCGGCCGAGAUGCACGCGCCGCCCUUGUUCGAGGCGGACGGGGGCAGGUGCAGCAAAGCCAGCGGCGGUCGGGCCAGACCGAGUGACUUGGCCAUCUAG